Chanos chanos (milkfish) is the source of this 3507-nucleotide messenger RNA. RefSeq names its product LLGL scribble cell polarity complex component 1 (gene llgl1). Gene Ontology annotation, biological process: regulation of Notch signaling pathway; establishment of spindle orientation; cortical actin cytoskeleton organization. The record is from RefSeq and is a predicted model, not a curated record. Lineage: Eukaryota; Metazoa; Chordata; Actinopteri; Gonorynchiformes; Chanidae. Gene Ontology annotation, cellular component: plasma membrane; cytoplasm; cortical actin cytoskeleton. The transcript is spliced from 23 exons. Gene Ontology annotation, molecular function: myosin II binding; GTPase activator activity. The coding region runs from base 107 to 3238 and encodes 1043 amino acids.
GGGCUGUAUGGGAUCACACUGUUUCUUUGCAUUGAUUCAAACCAAAAGGAAUUUACGAUUUGAGACUGUGCCGUUUUGAUAAAAGAGACAUUCUGCCGGCUUCAGGAUGAUGAAGUUUAGGUUUCGAAGGCAGGGGAAUGACCCACAGCGAGAAAAAAUCAAGCAAGACCUCUUUGCAUUCAAUAAGACUGUUGAACAUGGAUUUCCAAACCAGCCUAGUGCUUUGGCCUACGAUCCAAAACUGCAACUUAUGGCCAUUGGGACUAAAUCUGGAGCCAUCAAAGUUUAUGGAGCCCCUGGAGUUGAGUUCACAGGACUUCACAAGGAGACGGCUGCCGUCACUCAGAUACACUUCCUUCACGGACAGGGAAGGCUCCUCUCUCUGCUCGACGACAACACCUUGCACAUGUGGGAGGUCGGGCAGAGGGACGGGAGCUCGUACCUGGAGGAGGUCGGUAACUUCACCUUGCCUGGCAGGCCUGGCAUCGAGAGCGCCAGUGCUACACGUGUGACUGUGCUGCAGUUGAAACUCACUUGUGAUCUGCUGUCUAUUGGUACGGAGGGGGGUGGUGUCCACUUCCUGGAACUGCCCAGUCUCACGCUGAUGGACAAGUCAUUGUUCCAAGAUGAGAUCAUGCAGAGCGUUCCCGAGGAGUACAAGUGUGGGAAAUCUCUCGGGCCCGUGGAAUCCCUCCAAGAACACCCCCAGAACCCAGACAAAAUCCUUAUUGGGUACAGCAGGGGUUUGGUUGUUCUCUGGGACCUCAAUACUCGACACGUGGACAACCUCUUCUUGGGAAAGCAGCAGCUGGAGAGCCUGGUCUGGGAACGAACCGGGAAGAGCUUUGUCAGUUCCCAUAGCGACGGCGGCUACAUGGUGUGGGCUGUAGACAGCAGCACCCCCUGCACUCACCAACCAGUCUCCUCCACCAUACCAUACGGCCCCUUUCCCUGCAAAGCCGUGAACAAGAUCUUGUGGAGGACUACAGAAUCAGGAGCUCCGCUGGUAUUAUUCAGUGGCGGCAUGCCUAGAGCCAGCUUUGGAGACAGACACUGUCUCACUAUACUCCAGGACAGCUCACACGUCACCCUUGACUUCACCUCUCGCGUCAUUGACUUCUUCACCAUUCACUGCACAGACAAAUGCAAGGACUUUGACGACCCCACUGCCCUCGUUGUCCUGCUGGAGGAGGAGCUGGUGGUGAUAGACCUCCAGACGUCCGGCUGGCCGACCAUUCCCUCCCCGUACCUGGCCCCCCUGCACUCCUCCGCCAUCACCUGCUCCUACCACAUCUCCAACGUACCGCCCAAGCUUUGGGAGCGAGUGAUCAGUGCCGGGCAGCAGCAGGGCUCUCUACAGACUCACACUAAUUGGCCAAUAUGCGGAGGGAAAAACUUAGCACCUGAUCCAAAACAUCAAGAACUGUUGUUAACUGGUCACGAGGACGGCACUAUACGUUUUUGGGACGCGUCGGGAGUGUCUCUGAAGCCCCUCUACAAACUCAGCACAGCCAACAUCUUCCAGACCGACUGUGACCACAACGACAGCCUCACGCAGGCGGGAGAGGAGGAAUGGCCUCCGUUCAGGAAGGUGGGCUGUUUUGACCCUUACAGUGACGACCCCAGGCUGGGCAUUCAGAAGAUCUGUCUCUGUAAAUACAGUGGAAAACUGGUGGUCGCAGGGACAGCAGGACAGGUGAUAGUGAUGUAUCUGAGCGAUGAAAAGUCUGAGCACAUGAUCGACGUGGCUACGGUGGACCUCCUCCAGGACAGGGAGGGUUUCACGUGGAAGGGUCACGACCGGCUCCCCCCUAAAACUGGCUCCGUGGCGUUUGCUCCUGGAUUCCAGCCCGUCGUCUUGGUGCAGUGCAUGCCCCCCGCAGCGGUUACCGCAGUAACGCUGCACGCUGAAUGGAACCUCAUUGCGUUUGGCACCAGCCACGGGUUCGGCUUGUUUGACUACCGUCGCAGGAGCCCUGUGCUGGCAAGAUGCACGCUACAUCCUAAUGACUCUCUGGCGAUGGAGGGUCCUCUGUCCAGGGUGAAGUCGCUGAAGAAGUCCCUGCGCCAGUCCUUCAGGAGGAUCCGCAAGAGCAGGGUGUCGGGAAAGAAACGCGUGGUGGUGAACAGCCCCACCAGUAAAGUGCAGGAAGCUAACGCGCAGUUAGCGGAGCAGGACGCCGAAGUCACGCCGGUGCAGAGGAGGAUCGAGCCCCGCUCCGCCGACGACUCUCUCUCCGGGGUCGUCCGCUGCCUGUGCUUCGCAGACACGUUCCUCAGAGAUGGAACACACCAUGGUCCAACCAUGUGGGCUGGCACGAACUCGGGCUGCGUGUACGCCUAUGCCCUGGACGUGCCCUCGCAGGAGAAGUUUUCGGAGCAGAGCGUGGAGGCUCUGUUGGGGAAGGAGAUCCAGCUGAUGCACAGGGCCCCGGUGGUGUCCAUCGGCGUGCUGGACGGCAGGGGGAACCCGCUGCCCGAGCCUUACGAGGUGUCUCGAGACCUGGCCAAAGCCCCAGACAUGCAGGGCAGCCACUCAGUCCUCAUCGCCUCCGAGGAGCAGUUUAAAGUGUUCAUGCUUCCCAAAGUCAGCGCCAAGACCAAGUUCAAACUGACGGCGCACGAAGGCUGCAGGGUGCGAAAGGUCGCCCUGGCAAACUUCACCAGCGUCUCCUCGGACGAGUACUCUGAGAACGGCCUGGUUUGUCUCACCAACCUGGGCGACAUCCACAUCUUCAGCAUACCCGCCCUACGGCCACAAGUGCGUUACGACUGCAUCCGCAAGGAGGAUAUCAGCGGCAUUGCCUCCUGCGUGUUCACCAAGACUGGACAAGGGUUCUACCUGAUUUCGCCAUCGGAGUACGAGCGGUUCUCUCUGUCGGCGCGUGUGAUCACUGAGCCUCUGUGUCAGGUGGACAUGGAGCGGCCUCGUGAGCCCACCGUACCUGAGGAAAACACGGCGCUCCAGCCACAGGCCAAUGGAACACACAAGACCCAGUCCACGGGCGAGAACAAGUCCUUAGGAGAAGCAGAAGGCGUUCUUGAUGAAAUGCAAAGUGCUCUGUCCUCCCCUGCCUUGGACUCUCCAAACAGCAGCGCAGACCUGACGCUGGACACCACGGGAGAGCUCACCGUGGAGGAUGUCAAAGACUUCUUAGUAACUGUGGAUGAGGUUGAGAAUAAUUUGAGGAAUAUCACAGAAGAAGACGGACGGUCUCCUGGAAUCCUCAUCAACUGACAGACAGAGGCAGUGUGUGUGUGAGGAACUGUUUUCGGGAGAGAGUCUGGUCUGCAACGGAGACUCCCUCUUCGCUUCUUAUUACAACUUGGGAGGAGAAAAGAAAUGCAAGGCUGGAUCUGAAAACGUGGGGAAAGUAGCCCUUUCAGAAUGACAAACGCUAUCCAACUGCUCCACGCCUCCUGCCCCAUCCUCUCUCCUGUUUGAAUUCUUUGUUCCUCUGCUAAUGAGUCUGUCACGUUUUCCACGGCCUAAAACCACUAAGGACU